AUGUUUAAACAGAUAACAACACAAAGAUACAUACAUACUACAAUAUACAAUACAUUUAAUACACCUAAAGUACAAAGAAUGACAAAGGAUAUUAUAAACUUUUACAGAGAGAGAGAUGAUUAUGGAUGCUUCAGUAACUUCUCACAUCACGUAGUCAACUACAAUGGUGAUGAUUGGCUGACCAGCGAGCAUUACUUCCAAGCAAUGAAGUUUGAGAAAACACCAUUGUACAAUCAGAUUAGAGACGCAGAGUCUGCCGCAGUCGCCAAGAAGCUGGGUGGCUCUAGAGAAUACCCACUGCGACCAGACUGGGAGAGAAUCAAAGACCGCGUCAUGUAUGACAUUGUUCUGGCCAAGUUCAAACAACAUCUAGACAUCAAAAAGGUUUUGCUGGGAACUGGAGACGCCAAGAUUGUAGAGCAUACUAGAAAUGAUAGUUACUGGGGCGAUGGUGGAGAUGGAAGUGGAAGGAAUCAACUUGGUCUUACUCUAAUGGAAGUUAGAACUCACCUCCGCGCUGAACAACAACAACAACAAGAACAACAGCAACAACAACAACCAGAUAAUAAU
Acytostelium subglobosum LB1 is the source of this 570-nucleotide messenger RNA. RefSeq lists its product as hypothetical. Lineage: Eukaryota; Evosea; Eumycetozoa; Acytosteliales; Acytosteliaceae. The record is from RefSeq and is a predicted model, not a curated record. The annotation marks the transcript as partial. The transcript is spliced from 2 exons.